Messenger RNA from Lacerta agilis (Sand lizard), 901 nucleotides. RefSeq names its product histone H1.2-like. The record is from RefSeq and is a predicted model, not a curated record. Bases 17 to 706 code for a protein of 229 amino acids. Gene Ontology annotation, cellular component: nucleosome. Gene Ontology annotation, biological process: nucleosome assembly. Gene Ontology annotation, molecular function: DNA binding; structural constituent of chromatin. NCBI's taxonomy places the organism in Eukaryota, Metazoa, Chordata, Lepidosauria, Squamata, Lacertidae. The transcript has a single exon.
UAGGUUCUUUGCGAUAAUGGCUGAAGUUGCUCCUGUUGCUGCCGCGGCCCUCAAGAGUACCGCGAGGAAGGCGGCUCCGAAGUCGCGUAAGGUUUCGGGCCCCAGCGUGACAGAGCUGUUGACAAAGGCGGUGACUGCGUCCAAGGAGCGCGGCGGCGUAUCCCUGGCCGCGCUGAAGAAGUCGCUGGCGGCCGCCGGCUACGAUGUGGAGAGGAACAACAGCCGCAUCAAGCUGGGCUUGAAGAGCCUGGUGACCCGAGGGAUCCUGCUGCAGACCAAGGGCACGGGCGCCUCGGGUUCCUUCAAGCUCAACAAGAAGCAGGCGGACAGCAAGGACAAGGCGCCCAAGAAGCCGGCGGCAGCGGCGAAGAGCAAGAAGCCCGCCGCGGCCAAGGUGAAGAAGGCAGUAGGAGGUGCUGGGGCCAAGAAAAGCGUCAAGAAAGUGGCCAAGAAACCGGCGGCAGGAGGCGCCAAGAAGGCAGCCAAGAGCCCCAAGAAGUCCAAAGUCACCAAGCCCAAGAAGACAACGAAGAGUCCUGCCAAAGCUUUGAAGCCGAAGGCUAAAGCCAAGCCGAAGGCAUCCAAACCCAAACUCGCCCCUAAGAAAAGUGAAUUAACAUUUGUGCUGGGGGACGCCAUUUUAACACAAACGGCUCUUUUAAGAGCCACCCACAAUUUCUGCGAAAGACUGAAUUCACUGGCCUGAUGGGUUUUCUCCCCAGUUGUCGAAAUUGAUUAGUUUUAUGGUUGCGUAUGUCUAAAUGAGGUAUAUUAAACGAAUUGUGGCAACGUAACCGAGCAGUCUAAAACGCUGGAUUAAGAUUCCAGUCUUUAAGAGAGUGGGUUCAGAUCCCACCGUCAGCUACUUAUAUUUGCUUCGUUAUUUACAUUGGUGGUCACA